This is a messenger RNA of Somion occarium, 1498 nucleotides long. NCBI's taxonomy places the organism in Eukaryota, Fungi, Basidiomycota, Agaricomycetes, Polyporales, Cerrenaceae. The record is from the annotation of a GenBank genome assembly.
GUUCGCGUAUCAUCUUAUGAUUGCAACGUAAACCAGAAGCCAGCCCGUCAUUACAAUGACUCGCAUCGUAUGAGUUGCACAGAAAAACCAGCAUCGGCUCGCUUCCAGCCUCCAGAAGGCCUUCCGGUAAUGCAAUCGUACUCGCAGCGUCCGUCAUUGGGACUACGUAGAUGGCGUCAUAUAUUUGAGAACCAUCUGCCAGUAUCUAGCACUGCGUACAUCCAAUCAAUCCUCCAGGGUACAGGAGAUAUUGAUUUGCGGCGCUGACCACAUUUAUCAGCACCUCAGACUUGGUAUAAGAAUCAAACCACCUUGACUUUGUGUAGUCCAGUCAUAACAAGUCCAACUGCGAUUUUCUGGUCAUUAUGACGAUUCCUACUAUCUUUCUCUUAGGUGCUACAGGUUACGUUGGAGGCGAGUUCCUCAUCUUGUUAGGGCGGAAGCUGCCUCAAUUGCCUGUUCUUGCCCUCGUACGUCACCCAACUGCCGAAAAGAUCACCAAGCUGCACUCUAUGCAUGCAAAUGUGUCUGUAGUCGAAGGAUCUUUAGAUGAUCUGGAGAUCGUGAAGGACCAAGCUGCAAAAGCGGAUAUCGUGAUCAACAUUGCAAGCGGCGGCCAUUCUCUGUCUUCACAAGCUAUCCUCGAGGGCAUGACAGAACACUCUGCCCGCAAGCCCGGAGAGCCGCCUCUGCUUAUUCACAUCUCUGGUCUUGCUGUUCUGAGUGACGACGCCCGAGGGGAACUAGUCAAGGACGUGAAGGUCUGGUCGGACAUUGGGUUCAAUCUCAAAUCGGUACCUCCCGAUAAUGUGCAUCUCGAUGUGGAUAUACCCAUUGUUGAAGCCGGCACCCGCAAAGACAACCCAAUCCGCACUAUCAUUUUAUUUCCGGGACUUAUAUAUGGUGUAGGACAAGGCGUACAGAGAACUACGGUUUGGAUUCGCACGCAGCUCAAGCUCGCCAGAGACGCGGGAUAUGCUGGGACAUGGGGCCCUGGAUAUAAUGCUAUGAGCCACGUCCACGUGAAGGACGUAGCCUCCGCUAUACUUGUCAUCCUCAAGGCUGCAUUGGAGCAUAAGGCCGACGAAGGUGCAGAGGGUUUGUACUUCGUCGCGAGUGACGCACCAAAGGUGACAAAGCGCGAGUGCCAGGCUGUCAUAGGUGAUUACCUGUUUAGCAAGGGUAUCAUCAAACAGCCCGGCUCUCAGCCUUUCACUAAAGAGUUUAUUACGUCACUCGCAUCCACGGAUCAUUCCAGCGACAUAUCGCACCUUGGAUGGCGUACGUUUGGAGGGAACCAACUUGCGAAGUCCGAGCGUCUCGCAAAACUUGGUUGGGUACCUGUGGAGACGUUCAAACACCCUAUUCUCGAUACUCUUUUUGAAUCUCUGGAUGCUGCUCUAUAAUCACUCGUGUACAUGUGACAAACUGCAUGGAUGUAAUUCUAACUGUAUGCUACUUGUCGAUAGUUCGCAAUGAUGGAUAGCAUUGCUUGAGA